GUCAUUCCUGUCCAUCGUCAUCAUCGCUGUAGCUCGUCACAAGUCAUAGCCUUGGUCAGUCGCAUCUCCCCGUAUAAUACAUAGCUCAUACCCUCCCAGGCUCAUUAACCGACCUUUGGCCGCUUACAACACACAACGACGACGUCAUUAGAAGAACCACAAGCACAUACUCCUUUUCAGCACCGCAUCUACGACAACUGAACAUCAUGGCCGACGCACAAUUCGAGAAUGAACAAAGGACCAAGGAGGAGACGACGAAACAGACCGUCUCGCCGGUCAAGUCGUUCCUCUCGGGGGGGUUCGGGGGGAUGAGCGCAGUACUCGUCGGACAUCCUUUUGACCUGACAAAGACCCGACUACAGACCGCCGCUCCGGGGAGUUAUACGGGAGCGAUCGAUGUCGUGAAAAAGACUUUGGCGAGGGACGGGGUCAAGGGGAUGUACCGAGGUAUGGGACCCCCUCUGAUCGGAGUCACCCCGAUCUUUGCCAUUUCUUUCUGGGGUUACGAUAUGGGUAAACGGGUCAUCUACUCGUUGACGCCUAACCGGACGACUCAGGCUUUGAACAAUGUCGAACUCGCCGCGGCCGGUUUCCUCUCGGCCGUACCCACAACCCUCGCUACGGGUCCCUUUGAGCGUAUCAAGGUCCUCCUCCAGAUCCAGGGACAAGGCGCGGGUGCCGGUCCGACCUAUUCGGGACCGCUCGACGUCGUCAGGCAGUUGUACAAGGAAGGAGGGUUGAGGAGCAUCUUCAGGGGGACGGGAGCUACUUUGGCAAGAGAUGGGCCUGGGAGCGCUGCAUACUUUGUCGCCUACGAGGUGAUGAAGAAACGACUCACCCCGGCCGGAUCGACCGAUCUCUCAUUGCCCGCUGUCAUGGCCGCAGGAGCGUUUGCCGGUGUGGCCAUGUGGAGUAUCGCCAUUCCUCCCGAUGUCAUCAAAUCUCGAUUACAAUCCGCCCCGAACGGGACGUACAACGGGUUCGCGGACUGUGUGCGAAAGACGAUCAAGGCGGACGGAGUGGGCGCGCUUUGGAAAGGAUUCUCGGCGGCCAUGGCUAGGGCGGUACCAGCGAACGCCGCUACGUUUGUCGGCGUAGAAUUGUCUUUGCAGGCCAUGAACUCGCUGUGGUAGACGAAGGUGUUGUUGGGAGAUUGUGCGCAUGCAAGCAAGGAACUGGGAACGUUUGUGUGGCGGAAGGCGCCGGAGACCAUUGUAGAAGUCGCGCCUGAUAAUGCAUACAUGAGCGAGCAUCUUCGGAAACCCACUUUGUCAUUACACAAGGCUGUCCAGCCAGCGGCGCUGAUCAUUCCUGGAACACAUGCCGCAGAACCAGG
Messenger RNA from Filobasidium floriforme, 1336 nucleotides. Its product is annotated as mitochondrial carrier domain-containing protein. The coding region runs from base 207 to 1133 and encodes 308 amino acids. The record is from RefSeq and is a predicted model, not a curated record. Gene Ontology annotation, molecular function: O-acyl-L-carnitine transmembrane transporter activity. The transcript is spliced from 8 exons. Gene Ontology annotation, cellular component: mitochondrial envelope. Lineage: Eukaryota; Fungi; Basidiomycota; Tremellomycetes; Filobasidiales; Filobasidiaceae. Gene Ontology annotation, biological process: carnitine transmembrane transport; mitochondrial transport.